Staurois parvus is the source of this 362-nucleotide messenger RNA. The record is from the annotation of a GenBank genome assembly. Lineage: Eukaryota; Metazoa; Chordata; Amphibia; Anura; Ranidae.
AUCCAGAAUGAGAACAGAUACCGAGAAUUCCACCCGGCAUCCGGGACAGGAGGAGUGGGACUGUGCAGAGUCCAUACAUACAGAAUAGGGACAGAUACCAAGAAUGACACCCGGCAUCCGGGACAGGAGAAGUGGGACUGUGCAGAGUCCAUACAUACAGAAUGGGGACAGAUACCGAGAAUGACACCCGGCAUCCGGGACAGGAGAAGUGGGACUGUGCAGAGUCCAUACAUAUAGAAUAAGAGGAGAUACUGAGAAUGACACCCGGCAUCCGGGACAGGAGAAGUGGGACUGUGCAGAGUCCAUACAUACAGAUGUGCAUGGUCCAUACAUACAGAAUAGGGACAGGUACCGAGAAUGAC